Mustela lutreola (European mink) is the source of this 3369-nucleotide messenger RNA. RefSeq names its product mucin 15, cell surface associated (gene MUC15). The transcript has 4 exons. NCBI's taxonomy places the organism in Eukaryota, Metazoa, Chordata, Mammalia, Carnivora, Mustelidae. The record is from RefSeq and is a predicted model, not a curated record. Bases 396 to 1400 code for a protein of 334 amino acids.
GUUCUUCCACUGCUCAAGAGAACUAGCCUGCCCCAAAGUCAAAACGAUCAACCUAUGAAACCUGGAGGGUUGGACUUUUCUUUCUUUCUUUCUUUUUUUUUUUUUUUAAGGUCUGAAUGAGGUGAUAUCUUCACGCUGACAGCUGAGAAGCAGGUCAGUCAGGUUCUUGGGUGCUCUAUUACACAAGCAAGAUUUGGCCAGCUCCACCUAAUUUUGUUUCUCAGACACCCUCCUGCUCAGUGGGACAUUGUCAUUCUUAACCCAUCUGCUUUCUCUAAUGCUCGGCAGACUCAUUCCAGCCAGGACAGCUGUCUGUGGUAUUUCAGUUCCUGUUUGUAAAUACCUCCAGAACCUACAGAUUCCUCUUAAUAACACCAAUACCAAAAAAGGCUACAAUGUUGACCUCAGCCAAAAUUCUAUUGAUUUCAAAUUUGUUUAGUUUACUAUUAAUUGGAAGCCAUGGGAAAGAAAGUCUAGAGAGAAACACAACACAAAGCAUUGCAGCAGGCUCAAAAACAAUGGAAAAUGAAUCUGUUCCUUUGGAAAGUUUUAGAAAUUUAAGCUCAAAUAAAGAAAAUAGAGAAACCUCCAAUCCUGAGGCAAGUAAUUCCUCUCUUUGGGACCCAUUAAAUAAACACCAUGGAACAACAGACGUCUUCAGCAAUUCAUCAACGAACAACAUUUCUAGGAACCCAAGACCCAUGCCUACGUCUCCCACAAGCCAUCCUCUGAUCCAUAGCUCUGUUUCUAAAUUGUCUUGGAACUCAUCCAUAGCAAAUGAAAAUUCUCUUCCAGUCUCAGCACCUCCCAAAGCUACAUCUGCUGUAUCUUCAGAAAAGUUCACUUGGUCUUCAGCCAGUGACACCAUAAAAACUCCUGACAACAGUUCCAUUUCAGUUAGCAUCCUCCCUAUAGCACCAAACAUCACAUCUGUGACUCCCAUGGUAACAAAAUCAGAUGAAUGGCUCACCACAUCCAAUGACAGCUUCAUAGGGUUUAACCCCUACCGAGAAACAACAACUUUACAGCCCACCUUAAAAUUUACUAAUAAUUCAAAAAUCUUCUCCAAUACAUCAGACCCCCAAGAAGAAAAUAAAAAUACAGGAGUAGUAUUUGGGGCCAUUUUAGGUGCUAUUCUGGGUGCUUCAUUGCUUAGUCUUGUUGGCUACUUGCUGUGUGGAAAAAGGAAAACGGAUUCAUUUUCCCAUCGACGACUUUAUGAUGACAGAAACGAACCAGUUCUGCGAUUAGACAAUGCACCAGAGCCUUAUGAUGCGAGUUUUGGGAAUUCUAGUUAUUACAACUCCACUGUGAAUGAUUCAUCUGUGCCAGCAGGCCAAGAAAAUGCACGGGACGGCAUCCCUAUGGAUGACAUACCUCAACUUCGUACCUCAGUAUAAAAGGAAAGGGAAGAAGGCUUCGGACGGCAAAUGAUCGCUUACACCCUAGUCUUUCCACAAGCCCAUCUUCCGAAAGCUGAAGCAAGAUCUCUGUCUUGUGGCUGUGCCAAGGAGAACUAUAAAAGUAUGAGACUAGUAGCAGAAACGUAGAGGAUAAAUCAUCUAAAAGGUUUCCUUUCUUACCAUUUUUGGCUGUACAGAAUCAUCUAUUGAGUAACCUUAAUUUGUAUUUUGGUCUAUUUUACUCUUUAGUGGGAAACGUUUGUGGGAAUCAGGUAAAACUAAAAGGGUUCACGAUGCUUGCCCUGCCUGAUAAUUUAACUAACCCUGUUGUCCUAAUUGCAUGCAUCAAUAUUGGCAUUUUCUUGAAGGCAAAUUAGGACACUUUCUUGAAGGAAAAGUUUUUUAAAAUUUUGACUUAGAGAGUAUAUGGAGUUUCUGCUCCUGGGGAAAUUAAGGUAAUGGGAGUGAGAGACUUGUAUUGUAGAACGUUUUACUUUCCUAUCUCCAGCACAUACAUGGUCAGCCCCUUGAAUGGCCAAGCAGACAAUGACUUUGCAUUCAACAGGGCAAUGGUAGGGAAGCUGACUCUUAACCAGGAAUGGUAUCAGUUCUCUUCAAAGGGUGAGGAAUCUUAACAUGCCUGAUUUCUUUUAGGACUCAAUUAAUUUGGGUGCUUUAAAGAGUCAAUGAGAAACAUGGUGAUAAAACUCAGCCAAAGCAUAUACCUGUACAUAAUUUUUACAGUUUUAAGAUGUUAAAUAAGAACAAGAUUUAUUAUGUAUUAGAUAUCAUUGCUUAAUCAAACAUGGAAUAGAUUGUCUAUCUAAGUGUGUAAAGUGUAACAUUAAAAAAUAGACACAUAGAAAUAUUAUGCAAACAAAGCAUUUUCUGAGCAUUACUUCUACACGCAGAAGUACAGGUGUUAUAAAUUUGAAUUCUAGUAUGUUCCAGUUUUUUUUUUUUUUUUAUAAUUACCACCAGCUUUCAGCAGGAAAAACACACUCCUCAGUAUAGAAAGGUCAAGGCUUUAGGGACUAGAGGAUUAGCAGAAGAGUUAAAUUCUCAAAGAAGCCAUGAAUGUAUGAAGCGAACAAAGCAAGCAAGAGAUUUCACUGUUGAAUUGAUACACAGGGUGUGUUUGUGUGUGUGUAUGCGUGUGUGUGUACAUAUGUGAAGAAACAACAGCCUCAGGAAACAAAGACAAGCAAUUAAGUAACAGAAGAACAUACUUACCCCAUAUUGCCAUAAAAAUAGCAAAGAAGACGGUCCCUCCAUUAUCAAACAAAUAUGUCACCUUAAUGGAAAAUGAAGCAAAAAUAUUAAUCACAUACUGAUUAUAGUAAUCUAGUGAUUACAGUGUACAUUUAAGUUCUAUGAUUUUUUUUUCCAAAUGAAUCACAUUAUUUUAUGGUCUGUAAAUAUAAGAUGUAUGAUCCUUUCAUGAGUCCUGUAACUGUUUCUUAUGAUUUUUUCAUGGGAAGAGAUGAGGAGUCAACAUUUUCCCUAUUUUCUUCUUUGGACUUCACCUUCAUUUCUGCUGAAAAGGGGCUCUAGCACCCUGAGGAAGUACUGUGGGCCACUGAUCGUCAGACUAAGUUUAGCUUUUCAGUUGAGGCAUACCUAGUUGCACUUCCUGUCUGCAAAAUUUCCAGGACUGGGGAAGCUGUAACUACAACAUGCAGAAUUCCACCAGUGAGCCGGCACUGGCACUUUCAACGGAAAGGUAUCAUAGUGCUUGCCCUACUUUUGGACAUCUAUCAGAAUGUGUCAUGGGUCCAAUAGUGGCUACAACUUUUUUCAAGAAGUUUCAUAUAUCAUUAAACAUUUAGGAUAUUACCCAAGUUUUUUUCAAUCAGACAUUAUCUGAAUUUUUAUAAAGAUCAGUGUACAGUUAUAUGAUGUUACUGAAUACAAUAUUCAGGGUUGCAAGGAUUGUUUGAUUUUAAUAAAUCAUAAAUUCAACUUA